Molecule: messenger RNA, 1702 nt
Organism: Anguilla rostrata (American eel)
Lineage: Eukaryota; Metazoa; Chordata; Actinopteri; Anguilliformes; Anguillidae
Exons: 4
Coding region: 159-1469 (436 amino acids)
Source: RefSeq, a predicted model, not a curated record
AUCUCGUGAAAGCAGCCAAUAACCCUUCCACUUUCUGAAGAAAUCAAUGAACACAUCACAAUUGACAAAUCGCGACCAAUACAACGAAACUUUUCGGAAACAGUUCAUGGAAACAACAUAUUUAAUUUAAGUUCAUCUGCCGAACACUUCUUGUAUCAAUGUCUCGCUCAGCAUCCAAAGUUAGAGCAGAGAAAAGUCGUGCUGCUCCUGCUCCUGUGCUCCCACCACCCUCACCAACCCACCAUGUUGACAGAGCCAGCAUUGUUCCAGGCCACCUCACCAAAUCUGAAUGGAUGGAUAUGGUGGAACAGGAAGAGGGAGAGGAGGUGGUGGCAGAGCUUCUGGACGAGCUAAUGUGCAGAGUGAUGGAGAAGUGCUACCAGGUUUACCUACAAAGACAGCUGGUACCAUUCACAGUGUCCUGGGCACAGCAUUCACUGGUUCAGACAUUGGAAUGGCAGUUCCUGGUACGGGACGAUGGUGACGGGCAAGACCAUGCCCCUUUCUGGGAACAGGACAGUGAGCCUCCACCUUGCGAAAUUGAUUCCUGGGCACAGGGCUGUGUACCUGUUGUACAUUCCAGACCCAUACCAAAAAAUAUCCCCCUACAGAGAUCAGCGGAGCUCCCUCUGGCAGAUGCUGCAAAUCCAGGUAGUCCACAGGCCAAGAAUAUAUCCCAAUCAGAGAGGAAGGAGGAUCAUUCUGACUGGUACCCCUGUAAAGAGGACAAGAAUCAGAAUGGCUGUGAGGGACAUGCAGGUUUGAAACCAAGAAUGCUGAUCCCAUGCCCGCCUUCAAAAAGAGAGGACAAGAAGAAGCAUCCUCUGCCAAACUGCCCUGUAAUACAGGCUCCCCAGGGCAGGAACUCUCCCUGUGUCUCCAUGGGGCCUAUCAGCCACUCAAUUAACAUGGAGGAGCAUCCCAUCCCAAAGGAACAGACCAUCUAUGUCUCCAAAUACAAACGUGCCCAGAAGCACUCGGACCUCUCUGCAGUGAAGAGGCUUGACGCUGCCCGCCUUGUCCGGCACCAAGUCUUGCCAGGGUUUGAGGUUCUAGAGUCUCAUGUGUCACAGCUACCCAUUGGAAAGUCUUCUGUCCCUCUCAUACCACGUCAGAAACAGGAUAAGCAUAACACAAAGCUGCCAGCUGCUCUCAAACCACCAACCAAUUCUCAGAUGCCUCACAAAGUCCGCCGUAGGAGUACAGUAGAUGGAGCCCUUUGGCUUUCCUCCAGAAAGAGAAACAUCCAGGAUGUGGGCCAGUCCCUGGGCUCCAUGCCCCUCUCUGCUGGCCUUCUACUGGACACCAUGGUGUUGUCCCCAGGAGUAACCCUCAAAGACCCCCGCAAAGUCCAUACCAACACUUAUGAAAUGCGUCUGUCCCAGACUGGCCAAAGAGCAAAUUUAGAACCUAUCAGAAGCAGCCUGCCAACUCCACUCUUCUCUAAGGACCAGCUGAUGUCAGGAUAAUCCAUAUGUGCUGCCCUGGCUGGACACUGCCCAGUGAUUAAAGUGAUAGACUGAAGCUGAUUUACGCCAUAUUGGUUUUGUCUUACAUUCAAUAUGGUACUAAUAGCUUUCAUGGUCAAAGUAUGGGGAAAAAAGUAUAUUUUUGUUAACAUCUUUUUGUAAUAAUGCCUCAGAUGUACUUUCCUAAAACAAUGAAAAUUAUGAAAAGACUAAUUAAAUUCUAAUUUCUGAUA